Messenger RNA from Branchiostoma belcheri (Belcher's lancelet), 778 nucleotides. RefSeq lists its product as uncharacterized. The transcript has 4 exons. Bases 184 to 729 code for a protein of 181 amino acids. The record is from RefSeq and is a predicted model, not a curated record. NCBI's taxonomy places the organism in Eukaryota, Metazoa, Chordata, Leptocardii, Amphioxiformes, Branchiostomatidae.
GGGGGAAGUACUAUCUCAAAUUACAUAGAACCAGGUACAUUGUCAGGUGCGUAGUAGCCUCAAUCAGAUGGCAGUAAAAGUUUCAGAAUAAAGCAUCAGAGCUCACGUUGACUACAACACAGGCUGAAGAAUUGCCCGUAGGGGGACCUGUGGCGCAGUGAGACGGCGGUCACAGGGACCAACAUGCUAGAAUUCGUGAUGGGCGGUCUCGCGGUCAAUAUUCUGUUCCAGGUGGCGGCCAUGUAUACCUCCUGGUCCAGUCAGACUGACGAGACGGUGGCCUCCUUGCGUGAACGUAUCGCUGUUCUCGAGGCCACAGCACGGGGUCCUCCUGGACCAGAGGGACCCCCUGGACCACCCGGACUAGUGAGUGGAUCGAGAAACUACCACGAUGAGCUGGCACAGAGCAUCUGUACAGCGAUCACCAAUACACCAUCUUUCAUCUUCGCCAUCCGUCGUGACUGCAGAGCUAACGGGGACGGUCUGACGUGCGAUGCCAUGUGUUCGUCCCGCCUAGCAGACAUGCGACUGGCUGUUUACGGCCAGGGAAGUACUUCAGCGUGCAUUGAUGCUGUGCAUGUCUACAUGAAUCGCCCAGUCCUUGCACCCGACCACGAGACAGAUGCUGGAAAAGUUGGCCUUGCAACAUUUCGGUAUUUCAGUGGUGGCUGUUCCUGGACGGCUAACCACUGUGGACCCAACUACUGCUGCUGCCGUCUUCUCCCAUAGGCCGCAGCAAGGAUUUUUCAUGGAUGACAUCAGCGCGCGCUUUAAUUUU